Messenger RNA from Spizellomyces punctatus DAOM BR117, 951 nucleotides. RefSeq lists its product as uncharacterized. NCBI's taxonomy places the organism in Eukaryota, Fungi, Chytridiomycota, Chytridiomycetes, Spizellomycetales, Spizellomycetaceae. The record is from RefSeq and is a predicted model, not a curated record. The coding region runs from base 56 to 877 and encodes 273 amino acids. Gene Ontology annotation, molecular function: small GTPase binding. Gene Ontology annotation, biological process: vesicle-mediated transport. The transcript is spliced from 8 exons. Gene Ontology annotation, cellular component: Golgi apparatus; membrane.
GGCAAAUGCAACUCUCACGACUUUUUGGACGAGUUCCUACAACGAUAUACACAUCAUGUCGUCAAACUAUGACGCUAUAGUGGAUUUGGAUCCGCCAAUUGAUACGCCCGAGGCACAGUUGGAAUUUCAAAAUUUCAUUCUCUCGGAAGAUCAGAAGAACGUGUCGGGAAAGGUGAAUCCACAACGAGCAGGACCUUCCUCCGGUGCAGAUUUCGGGUUCACGGCUCCUCCACCUCAGCAGCAGCAAACACAGGCCGCACCACAAGCACGCGGUGGUUUUUGGACGGUUGAAUAUUACUCUCAGUACUUUAAUGUUGAUACAACAGAUGUCGGGCAGCGCAUAGUCGCAACGGUUAUACCCAAACAGAAAUUUGCAGAUGUGCUUGGUACAAAUCCGGAUCUCUACGGACCAUUUUGGAUCGCAACGACCGUCAUUUUCGCACUCUUUGCCACUUCAACGGUGGCUGGAUGGAUCAACCACAAAGAGUAUACGUAUGAUAUGACGCUGCUGUCCUUGGCCGUAAGCACCGUAUAUGUCUACACGAGCGUGGUCCCGCUCGUCCUAUGGGGGGUUUUGAAAUACUUUAAAGGGCCGGCAAAUCUGCUAGAGUUGAUUGACAUGUACGGAUAUGCUUUGGCUGCCUGGAUACCUGUUUCGCUUUUAUGCAUUAUCCCUUCUGAGAUUGUCCGAUGGGUUCUAGUUGCUGUCGCUUUUGCCAGUUCAGUGUUAUUCAAGAUUCGUACAGUCCGACCGAUCAUAACUCAAACAAACGAUAAAAGAGCCUCGACACUUGUUUUAUCCAUCAUCGUGCUGUGUCAUGGGGCAUUGGUUCUGUUGUUUAAAUUUGUCUUUUUCCGAUUUGUAAUUUCGGUGUAAAUAAAAAGUAAUACCGAAAUGGGAAAUACCAUGGUCGUUUGGCACAAGUCUACGGCAAGUGUUCUUCCCCUCAG